AUGCCGCCCAUGACCAGGCCGACGGCGCAUUCUGUGACCGGCCACACCCAAGACCAAUCCCUCCUGCCGCCACAGUUCAAGGACAACCGCUCUCAUUCCGCUACGAGUCUGGUCUCCAAAACCCUUCCACCUGGCAGUUUCUCUACCGAACUUCGUCCAACCGUCUCUCGUGUUGACAAUGGCCGCAUCGACUUCUCUACCUUUGACAUCGAUCAAUCUGCUGCCACCGUGACCACCGAACAACGUCUUGCCGACUACCGCGACAAGAUCGAGAAAGAGACCAAGAUAAAGAUUGGAAGUGAGAACCUGCUCGAGGCCCUCAAUGCAAAGAAUGCGAAACAGAGUCGUGACCAGCGCCGUCUGGUCGAGUCGGAGCUCAAUACAUCAAAUCGCAAAAUCGCUCAGCUGAAACUUGAUCUCGAGGCCGAAUUGCAACGUGCAAAGGAAUCCACCGUGAGCCCGGCCAAUCGUCUCUCUUUCGCUAUACCUCAGAGAUCUCCCUCCAACCUUACCCUGCUCCAAAAUGCCGAGCCUGAUGACCUGGAUCCGGAAUCAGAGUCGCCAACAUACAUCCUUGCUGAGAUUCUCCAGGCCCUCGAGACUGAGGACAUGAAGCCUGAUUACUACGUGAGCCAUGCAAACGAGUUAGUGGGCCUGUUCAAGCGCCAUCCUGCCUUGAAAUAUGACCUGGCGUGGUCCAUAUUCGGUCUUCGUAUGCAGAUGAUGCUUCUCAGCGACAGUCGCGAGGUCAUUGCUGCAGGAUACCGCGUCUUACGGCAUGCCAUCACGGAUCGCAAAUCACUACAAACCAUUCGGGCGCAUCACACAGACUUUCUUGUCAUUUUGUCGUUAGUCAAGGAAGCCAAGGCUAUGGUGGAACGAGAACAAGCCUUGAAACUUGUUCGCGCCUUCCUCGAUGUUAAGGAUGGUGUUCACGAGAUUGCUCCGUCGGUCGUCCGAAUCAUCGUCGCUAUUGCUGAACAUCCAGAGGAUCGUCUUCGCUCUAUAUCCGUCAUGACUCUCGCCGAAUUACUUAUACGUAGUCCUGAUCUCGUCAUCGCUGCUGGUGGCAUUGGCACUCUUUCUGAUGCCAUGGGCAACGGUGCUUACCAGGCUCCAGAAACACUGGCUGCCGUUUUCCUACAUCUAUUGGAUUUACCCGCACGUAGAGGUCUCUUGCGCUCUGGUUUUGAGCUCAGCCUCCCAUUCGCGACCUUCACCGAACCUCCGACUUCAAUUGCUCACGAAGACCGCAUGAAAUCAAGUGCGAAAGUGGUUGCAGCACUUUUCAAGAGCUGGUCUGGCAUCAUGACAAUAUCCUUGCAUGACUUCCUACCGGCACGUUCUGUGGUUUCCUCUUUGUUGAUUGAUACCGUGGCGGUAAGGUCAAUCGUUCUUGAACUCCUCUUUGACAUCCUUCGCAUUAAGCCGCCGUCAUGGUCUUCCUCUUUUCUAGCAGGAAGACGUUUGACCACGUAUGGCCGAGUCACCAAUCUCAAGGCGAACGACCAGCACAAACCUUCCAGCAACGACCCAGAGGAAGCUUCGAAAAGAAUGAGUUUGAUAGAACAUUUUUCUGCAGUCGUCUUAACAAUUCUUCUGCGAGUUGGACUGCUACCAGCAUUGAUGCAUGCUGAACGUGAUGCACCAAAUCUUGCCCUUAAACGAAAAACCACAUUACUGAUUGGCGAAGUAUUGAAACUCGCCAACCAAUUACUCCCCAGCGAAUGGAGUGCUGAGCUGCAAGUAUUACCUGAUUUGUUUCACCAGGCCACUUCUUUUGGCCAAGAUGAACGAUCGCAGGCUGUAGCCACAGUGUACCAAGUGGACAGUGUUAACCGUACCUUGUACCGAUCUGUAGGCGGAGGACCGGGUGUCAAGUCAACUCGAGCCGAUGAGUUUGAGCCUACCAAAUCUGCAGAACAACCGAAGGUACAGAUGAGUGCCAACAUGGAUGAAGCGCAAUUCAGAGGCCUGCUUAUGGAGUGUCAAGUCUUGAACACUGUCAACUACACCAAAUGGAGAUGGGACCUGAUUCAACCCAUGAUUGAGGGACCACUAACAAAUUCACGGAGACUGGACGAGGCGAUGAAAGCAACAAAAUUCGUCCACCGUCUGCUAGGUUUCCUGCGACCAUUCAAAUACAGAUUUUCUGACGCCAAAAACACGAAACCAAAUCAGCGCUAUGUUAGAGCUGGCUGUGCGCUCGUCCGUACACUGCUCUUGACUCCAGAAGGUACCAAAUAUCUAGCCGACAACAAGAUGCUGCGACAGAUUGCAGAGUGCUUGGCUCAAUUUGAUCGCAUGAGUGGCAUUACAUCUACUACUCCUCUGUUCUCUCCAGAGAGGUUAGCAGACACACUUGUAGGUGGAUACUUCGCCAUCCUAGGUGUUCUUUGCAGUGACCAGAAGGGACUGCAGAUGAUGGAACGGUGGAAAAUCAUCAAUAUGUUCUAUCACAUUGUUGAGCUCAGAGGAAGAGAUGAUCUUAUCAUGGCUCUCCUCACCAAUCUUGACUAUACUCUGGACAGUCAUCCCAGGAUCAUCCUGUCAAAAGCCAUGAUUUCUGGUUCCAGAGAUGUCCGCAUAGCUGCUACAAGAAUACUUCGGAAAUACGCUAUUAGGCCAUUGGACAGUGGUCCGAAGUCAAGUGGUAGUGGUGAGUGCGCUGCAUGGGCAAUUCGCCUUUUGGUUACCCAACUCUACGAUCCAGAGAUUGAAGUCUGCGAGAUUGCCAUCAAGAUCCUUGAAGAAGCGUGCAACGACAACAACUCGCUCGAAUACGUCGUGAAGUGCAGACCAGCACUAGACCAUCUCGGCGAGAUUGGUGCACCUCUUCUGCUUCGCUUCUUAUCAACUUCAGUCGGAUACCAUUACCUUGAUGGCCUCGACUACAUUACCAAAGAAAUGGACGACUGGUUCCUCGGUCGCAACGACACUUAUGUGACUCUAGUUGAAGCCUCACUCGCCCGCGCCCUAGCCGAUAUUCCCGAAAAAGCAGUUUCAAUGUUUGAAGAGACUCCCGAGCCCCAAGACUUUGGCCUAGUCCCUCCACACUUCUAUCGCGAACUCACACGCACCGCCGAGGGCUGCGAGUUGCUCCGCAACAAAGGCCAUUUCGAAGAAUUUGUCUCUACAAUUCAAGACUUUGGCAUGGAAGAAGAAGACGCAGAAACCAUUGUCAAAGUCAAGGGCUGUCUUUGGGCAGUAGGGAAUGUAGGAUCCAUGGAGUUGGGCGCACCUUUUCUCGAGCAAUCGGACGUUACGCAACACAUUAUAGAGAUUGCGGAAAAGAGUGAGGUGUUGACGUUGAGGGGCACUGCUUUCUUUGUGCUUGGACUGAUUUCUAGAUCUUUGCAUGGUCAGGAGAUUUUGGCGAGUCAGCAUUGGAAUGGUACGGUGAACAUGCUUGGAGAGUCUCUGGGGUAUUGUUUACCUCUUGAUUUUACAAAACUUUUCAAUAUCCGCCAAUGGGGCCCCUCCCACUUCCACUCCCUCCCAUCACCUCUGAUCCACCGUCCAACCUCUACCUCCACCUCCUCCCCCGCCAUUCCUCCCAAUGCAAACCUCAACCCCAAACAUCUCCCCUCUCCCUCCACAUCCUCCCCACAAUCCCUCGAAAUCCUCAAAGCAGUAACAAAACUCGGCAACACCGUUUUAUCCAACAAAGCAGCCGCCGACCUCAACGCUCUCAAAGCGAAAAAAGCCCCAGGCCUAAAAAGUCUCGACGUCUUUUUAAAAGUGUUGGACAUUUUGACGAGCCAUAGGUAUAAAUUGCCGGCUGUGAGGUUUGUACUUGAUCUUUUUGAGAGGAGUGUUUUGAGGAGGUUGGUGCUUGAUGAAGAGGAUGAGGAUGAUGAUGAGGAGGGGCAAGAAGUGGAUGGGAAUGGGAAUGGCAGGGAUAGUGGUGAUGAUAGGGAUGGGACUAAUGGGUUUGAAGGGGCUUUUGGGGGUGGCGUGGGUGGGAUUUGA
Aureobasidium melanogenum CBS 110374 is the source of this 3972-nucleotide messenger RNA. RefSeq lists its product as uncharacterized. The transcript has 2 exons. The coding region runs from base 1 to 3972 and encodes 1323 amino acids. The record is from RefSeq and is a predicted model, not a curated record. Lineage: Eukaryota; Fungi; Ascomycota; Dothideomycetes; Dothideales; Saccotheciaceae. Gene Ontology annotation, cellular component: TORC2 complex. Gene Ontology annotation, biological process: TORC2 signaling.